AUGUCCGACCAGAAAUCCUUCUACGGAGCCAACAAACCCGCAGAGACAGGCCGGCAAACAUGGGACAAAGACGAAAUGCUCAAGCAAGCCCGCGAACGCGCCGAGCGCGAGCGGCACGCGCGAGAGUCCCGCUUCGUCAGAGAACCCACGCCGCCGGACGCUCAGGAGAUUGAGAUCCGGCGGCAGCGACUGAACCUCGACUCUGAUCUGAAUAAAGUCACGCUUGUGCCGGCUGGUGCGUCUGCGGUCGGCAAGCGCGGACGGGGAGCUGGGUACUAUUGCGAGGCGUGUAACUUGACGUUCAAGGACAGUUUGCAGUGGGUGGAUCAUUUGAACAGUAAGCAGCAUCUACAAGCGACCGGGCAAACGGACUCGGUCAAGCGAGCGACGGUGGAAGAUGUCCGGAGUCGGCUGCGGUGGCUGCGGCAGAAGCGCGAGGAGGAUUUACAAGGGCAGCAGUACGAUAUCCAAAAGAGAAUCGCAGAGAGGAAACGGAUAGAGGAGGAAGAGCGGCAACGGAGGAGGGAGAAGAGGAAUGCAAAGCGGAAAGAGAGGAGAGCGAGGUCGGCGUCGGCUGGCGGGGAUGAGGUCGAUGAGGAACGGCUGGCGAUGGAGCAGAUGAUGGGUAUCAAAGGAUUUGGAACUACAAAGGUCAACUAA
Messenger RNA from Myxozyma melibiosi, 660 nucleotides. RefSeq lists its product as uncharacterized. The record is from RefSeq and is a predicted model, not a curated record. Bases 1 to 660 code for a protein of 219 amino acids. NCBI's taxonomy places the organism in Eukaryota, Fungi, Ascomycota, Lipomycetes, Lipomycetales, Lipomycetaceae. Gene Ontology annotation, molecular function: zinc ion binding; nucleic acid binding. Gene Ontology annotation, biological process: mRNA splicing, via spliceosome. The transcript has a single exon. Gene Ontology annotation, cellular component: spliceosomal complex; U4/U6 x U5 tri-snRNP complex.